UAGCGAGGUCUUCUGCUAACAUCACCGCCGUUUCAGUCUCGCCGCCGUCGCCGUUGCUGCAGCUCACCACGAUCGCCUUCAUGAAUCGUAUUUCUAAGCUGGUGUACGACACUGUAAUCGUCAAUUUAUCCAAAACCUCGCGAGGUUUUUCAGUGGUACCGAACGGCAAUGUAGAUACGAGCGUGAGAUAUCAAUUAAGAGUACAGUAUUUGUGCAGAAGGAAUCUAGUGAAUGUGCAAUCUCGGAAGUUUUCGUCAUCAAUAUACAACAAAGAUGAACGAACAAUAGAGCAAGAGGCUGAAAGAAAAAUAGGUUGGCUACUGAAGCUAAUAUUUGCUGGUACUGCAACUGUAAUUGGAUACAACUUAUUUCCUUACAUGGGAGAAAAUUUGAUGCAACAAUCAGUCGCCCUCUUACAUGUGAAAGACCCUUUGUUCAAAAGAAUGGGAGCAUCCAGAUUAGCACGCUUUGCUAUCGAUGAUAAAAGGAGAAUGAAAAUAGUUGAACUUGGAGGGGCUAAGGAGCUUUUAAAUGUGCUCACAGAAGCUAAAGAUGAUCGGACUCGAAAAGCAGCUUUGAAAGCUCUUGUUGCCAUCUCAAAGUCAGAUGGAGCUGCUGCUGCAUUACAUGAAGCCGGUGCUAUCCCUAUCAUCCAGUCCAUCCCAGAUUCUAUUGAGCAUAAAGAAAUCGAAACGUACAAGAAGGACUUGAUGAACAGAUUUCAGGAUUUGAGUUACGACAUCUCAUCCUGAGGCAUGAUGUUCGAUAUAAGUUGAGAAUCUCCAGCUCAAAGAAAUUGCAGUUUAUUAGAUUAUUUUGGCCACAUAUAGCCUGCAAUAAAUUGCAUUUUGGUAAGUUAUCGAUAUCUAACAAAUCCGUCACGUCACUGUCUAUUAAUCGAACAGGAAGUCGCCGAACCAUUAGCAAGGCACAUUUAUCCCUCCUAAAUUUCUUAUAUUGGGUUUAUAUUCGAUAACCGAAUUCUUAUAUUGCAAAAUGUUGUCCUUAUGAUCAUAUAUUUUUAUGAUUGGAUCUUAAAUGGUGGAAAGGACUAAUUUUAAU
Andrographis paniculata is the source of this 1062-nucleotide messenger RNA. RefSeq lists its product as uncharacterized. The transcript is spliced from 6 exons. Lineage: Eukaryota; Viridiplantae; Streptophyta; Magnoliopsida; Lamiales; Acanthaceae. The record is from RefSeq and is a predicted model, not a curated record. The coding region runs from base 81 to 752 and encodes 223 amino acids.